Penaeus monodon (black tiger shrimp) is the source of this 1017-nucleotide messenger RNA. RefSeq names its product cytochrome c, somatic. The record is from RefSeq and is a predicted model, not a curated record. Gene Ontology annotation, cellular component: mitochondrial intermembrane space. Gene Ontology annotation, biological process: mitochondrial electron transport, ubiquinol to cytochrome c; mitochondrial electron transport, cytochrome c to oxygen. The transcript has 2 exons. NCBI's taxonomy places the organism in Eukaryota, Metazoa, Arthropoda, Malacostraca, Decapoda, Penaeidae. Gene Ontology annotation, molecular function: electron transfer activity; heme binding. The coding region runs from base 134 to 448 and encodes 104 amino acids.
UGUUCCCCUGCCAAGAGGGAGAAGAGGGAGGAGGAUAAAUAUAAAAGUGCGAGAGAGCAGACGAUUUCCUCCAGAAGCCAGUGAGACCCUGUAGCGUCGAGACACGUUUUGGGAAUACCCGUAGAAGGAAAAGAUGGGUGACAUCGAGAAGGGCAAGAAGAUCUUCGUGCAGAGGUGCGCGCAGUGCCACACGGUGGAGGCCGGAGGCAAGCACAAGACGGGCCCCAACCUCCACGGCCUCUUCGGCCGCCAGACGGGCCAGGCAGCCGGCUACGUCUACACAGACGCCAACAAGUCCAAGGGCAUCACCUGGGGCGCCGACACCCUCGACGUAUACCUGACCAAUCCCAAGAAGUACAUCCCCGGCACCAAGAUGGUGUUCGCCGGCCUCAAGAAGAAGGGCGAGCGGGCGGACCUGAUCGCCUACCUCGAGGACUCCACCAAGUAAACGAGGCGCUUUGCGAGAGACUAAACAGAAGCUGAUAAAUACAAGACAAAGAAAACUGGACCGACGAAAGCGGCUCCGGUGCGCGAUGACUGUCAUGCACGCGGAACCCAUCUAUACACAUAUAUAUAAAUACAAGAAUCACUCUCUUUAGUCUUAGUCGCUGGACCAAAUUCAGCCGCCUGCUCCUCCGUCAGCUGAGUAGGGGCAGGCAGCGACACUUUCUCCGGAGUUCUCGGACGGCCAUCACUUACCCUUGGACGAGCUGAUCUCCUCUCCUCGAGGAACUACCAUAUCCUCCGGACGUCAGAAUCGAAGAGGAAAGACACCGAAGGACGAGACGAAGGAUAAAGAGAAAGGAAGAGAGAAGAGGAGACGACAAAGGAGGGAAUGAGGAGAAACGACGCGAGUGGGAGACCAGCUCAACGUCCAGGUGUGUGUAUGCAGCUCCUCUGAGGCUCGCUUGCAUUUCAUCAUCACUUGUGUAUAAUUCAUGUUAAACUUCAUGUAUUGUUAUCUUCAUCUUACCCGGGUGAGAAAUGACAUAGUGUGUUAAUAAACUGUAUAUUUAG